AACCUUCUCUCUCAUCUCUCCUCCGAUCCAACACUGUGUAGUCUUGGCCAAGAAGCGACUCCUCCUACCUCACAGUAGCAAGGAGUGCGAAGUACAGCACCGCCCGCAGAGACUACCUAUCAAGGUAGCGCUUUCGCCGACAGUUCUGAAGGAGAUCUUGAACGAAAAGAUCUGCGUCAACCACGCACAAAAACAACUGACAACGCCUGCAACUAACAGCAAACAAUCGACUGACUUCAGCACCAUGGCACCAUACAAGAGCGUCAAGUACCGAUCGUGGUACUCCGAGAUGCACAAGAGUGAGUAUGUCAACGCGGAACUCGACCCGACCGACACAGUCAUAAACACCGACAAACUGAACACUGUCGUCCUCGAUUGGGUCGUCCAAGUUGAAGACGAUGGACAGUUCGACCUCUUCAUCCUCCAGGAGUUCCAAAAGUCCUUCGAGGAUUGGACUCAAGAUAUCAUAAGUGCGGUCGACGUGCGGCUCCGGAAAGCAGUCAAGGAAUUGCUCCGACACCGAGGGAUUUACAUCCAGAUCAACAGUCGUGACACAGUAAUAACGCAACUGUACAACCUCCUCCAUCUCUCGUCGUGCCCGAUAUGGCCUGACGACGAGCUUGAGCUUAUGCGACUCGUCGACGGUUUCAAGUGUCGACAGCUCACAAACAGCAACUACAGUUACCCUAACCCUCCGCAGCCACCAACAGGAUACCCACAAGCACAGUACUCACCGUCGCCAGCUCAACUCAACGUGACAGCACUCACAAACCUCGCGAAGCUGUACAAUAACAACGAUAAGUCCAGUGGUGACAAGUAUGACGUGCUCAGUCACAAACUGGUCAUCUUUCGAGAGCUUUGCGCCAAAGUCGGCAUUCAACCUGGCCAAACUGACCGCUACAAGCUAGCCAUCUCUACUAUGCUUACUGGCAAAGCGUCAACUUACUACUACCAAUCUAUCGCUCCACUUGACCUUGGAUACGAAGACAUCAUCGCGAAACUGGGCGCCUACUUCCACACUACCGAGAACUACCAGUUGUUCUUGAACGAAUGGCGCACCAUUAUGCUAAAGGACGUCAUCGCAAGUAAUCCUGACAAGACAAUUGCGCAAUGCCUUGACUUGCUCAUCGACAAGCUCCACAAGCUGUACCAAGCGAUGGCUCAGCAGAAUGGACUCAGCGAGUCAAGCCUCACCGGACAACUUGUGUCAGCAUGCCAGGGUGUCGAAGCCUGCAGCGCAGUCCUGAUCCGACCUGCGUCGACCUUUGAAGCAGUCGCUUCAGAGCUCCGCAACGCCGUCGGUAACUGGCAACGCUGUCACCCGCAUGCUCGAACGCAGUUCAACUAUGACAAUGAACAGACAGACGAUGACAUCUUCUACACAAACCGACGAUACAACCGAAACGACGAACCUCGCGACAGACCCCGAGGCUAUGGCACCGGUCGCUUCAACCGCGGACCGACGCUGUCACGACCGCGAUACCCUCCCCGCCGCUCGCACGAUAAAAAGUGCUAUGUGUGCGGCAAACAAGGAUGCUGGUCAACGCGACAUUCACACGAGGAGCGCAAUGAGUCGCACCAACGCUUCAAGACUUAUGUCCAAAACCACGAUCUCGAUGACGACUACGACGUGUUCCUCGCCGGAUUCGAAGGCAUCGAGCUUCAUGACGAGGCAGAGGACGACGACGGCAACCGCGUUGAUGACCUCGAUGCGUACUUCCAACAUGAACAAUUCAACACCGCUGCUUGCGGAACCAUCGACGGGCAAGCGCUCACCAUCAACCUCAACGACGCCGCGGCGACCCACGCGAUCACUGGGAUCGACCCAUACGCGUCGGAGACUGCAAAGGAGGCACCCCACAUGUUCACCUUCGAUCACCGAUAUGGUGCUCACUGUUUCCAAGGCAUCAUGCCCGACACCGGCGCGGCCGGAGUCUCCACUGCAGGAAAGACCCAGGUCAUGGCACUGCAACGCCUCCAGCCAUCGGCCACGAUCAAUGAGUCCACGGCAGGUCGCCACCGAAUUCGAUUUGGAGAUAACCCAGAGUGUCUCUCACUUGGCGAGGUGAAGGUCAAAACCCCGCUCGGCGUUAUACUUUUUGCGGUAAUGCCGACCAACACGCCUUUCUUGCUGUGCCUUGCAGACAUGGACCGCCACGGGAUCUACCUCAACAAUGUUGACAACGUGCUUGUACACGAGUCACGGGAGUACCCCAUUGUGCGCAAAUGGGGACACCCAUGGCUCCUGCUCGACGACCAAGAGACCGCGACGCACUACCUCACCGAGGUAGAGCUUGCGCAACUCCAUCGGCGCUUUGGUCAUCCAGCUGCGGGACGACUCUACAAGGUCCUCGCGAGAGCAGGUUAUGACGAAGUCGAUGCGGCGACCAUCGAAAAGAUCAACAAGUUCUGUCACCAAUGUCAGAUUACUGGCAAGGCGCCAGGACGAUUUCGGUUUACCCUCCGCGACGAUAUCAACUUCAACUAUCGACUUAUCGUCGACGUGAUGUACAUUAAUCAGAGGCCAGUACUUCAUGCUAUUGACGAAGCAACUGCCUUCCAAGCAGCGCGCUUUCUCACCGACAUGAAAGCAAGCACAACAUGGGACACACUCCGCGCCAUGUGGAUCGAUAUGUACGUUGGUCCGCCUGAUGUCAUAGCCACCGACGCUGGCAAGAACUUUGCGAGCGAGGAGUUUGUCAACAAUGCAAAGACAAUGGCCAUCGAGGUUGACGAGGUGCCUGUCGAGGCGCAUAACUCCAUCGGCAAGGUGGAGCGGUACCAUGCGGCCAUCCGCCGUGCCUUCGAAGUCAUCUCCGCCGACAUAGACAGCGACACGUCAUCUGAACACCUCCUCCAGAUGGCUGUGAAAGCCGUCAACGACACUGCUGGUCCAGAUGGCCUUGUGCCUACUCUCCUCGUCUUUGGCACCUACCCCCGCCUAUCCAAGACAUCGCCGCCAUCACCAUCCAUCAGCGCGCGCGCGAAAGCGAUAAAGAACGCGAUGGCGGAGGUCCGCAAGAUCAAAGCAAAACGCCAGGUGAACGACGCACUUGCGACACGCAACGGACCGAACGUCAUUGAAACGCUUCAGCUCCCGAUCCAGAGCAGCGUAAAGGUUUGGCGCGAGAACCGCGGUUGGACUGGUCCCCAUACCCUCAUCGCCAUGAACGACGACCUAACCGCCGCGAUUGUCGACGUCGACGGCAGGCAGGCGACAUUUCGAGUCACAUCGGUGCAGCCAUACCACCGCAACAACUCCACCGUUAUCCCGCGCGACGACGACGACAACGACAAUUGCGGGGAUGCGGACGAUGACGAGUUUAUCCCAGAGACAGAAGUUCCACCUCCACGAAAGCGCGGUCGCCCCAAAGGCUCCAAAAACAAGCCAAAACCAGCUCCCAUCGAGACCAACGACGUCAACCUCACGCAACGCGAGGAGGACGACUUAGUGCUGUCCAGGAAGCUGCGUGCCACUGGCAAGAUCACAACCCUAGGCGAACCAUUCGAACUAUCCACCAAGGCAGAGAUUGACGCGCUGAUCACUCGCGGAGUGUUCCGCUUCGAGGAGUAUGACCCUCAACGCCAUGGUGGCAUCCGCGUCUUUAAGUCACGGAUUGUCAACGAGGUCAAAGGCAAAACUACCACUAAGCCGUACGAGAAAUCGCGCCUCGUUGUUCAGGGUUAUGCCGAUGAUGGAAAACGGAUUGUGCUCACACAAAGCCCGACGAUCCAGCGCGCCAGUCAGCGCAUUAUUAUCGCGCUUGCACCCUCACUGCUUCAAAUGGGCAUGACGCUAUGGCUUCGAGAUAUCACGCAGGCGUACACGCAAGCCGAUGACCAUCUCCAGCGCACGAUCAUCGCGGAUCUUCCCACGCAACUCCGCGAUGCCUAUCCCAAAGGCACCAUCAUGGUGGUCGUGAAGCCGCUGUACGGCAUCGCCGAGGCAGGAGCGUACUGGUGGUCAACCUACUUCAAACACCAUACCACGACACUCGGGAUGGAAACAUCAACCUAUGACCCGUGCCUCUUAAUCACCAAGCCAACGGCGUUAGGCUUUGGUAUUGUCGGCAUGCAAACUGAUGACACGCUCGGUCUGUCCGAUGACGUGUUUGCCAAUAAGGAGAGCAAGGAGCUGCGCUUCAGCGCCAAAGAGAAGCAGUUUCUUACUACUAACAACCCUAUCGACUUUAACGGGUGCGUCGUUAGUCUCACAACAGACGGCGUGAUCACACUACGCCAAAAGAAACAAGUCGACGCGUCCUUUGCCAACAACAAGGAUAUGAGCUCCCAGAUGGGAUUCGUCAUCGUACUCGGCAAUGAAGUUACCUCAAGCGACACAAACUUCGGGAUACGUGGCAACAUCGUCCACUGUUCCUCAGUCAAAUGCAAGCGGAUCACCAGGAGCGUCCUCGCCUCCGAGAUCUACGCGAUGGCGCACGGCGUAGAUAUCGCAGUCGCGAUCGGCGGCACCAUUGAUAUGGUCAUGGAACGACUCAACUUACCUAAGGUCCCCAUCGGGGUAUGCACCGACUCGCGAUCGCUAUACGAUUGCUUUGUCACGCUCGGCACCACUACGGAGAAACGCCUUAUGAUUGACAUCAUGGCAAUGCGCGAAGCCUACGAGCGCAGCGAACUCAUGGAUAUCAGAUGGAUCGACGGUCGCGACAACCCAGCAGACUCUAUGACAAAGGCAGGUUGCAACGCCGCGAUAGAGAACCUCAUCAACUCUAACGAGCUCAACCUCCGAGUGCAAGGGUGGGUCAACCGUUGA
Pyrenophora tritici-repentis Pt-1C-BFP is the source of this 4774-nucleotide messenger RNA. Lineage: Eukaryota; Fungi; Ascomycota; Dothideomycetes; Pleosporales; Pleosporaceae. The record is from RefSeq and is a predicted model, not a curated record.